AAUGAUAUAAAGUUCUGAACGUUCUGAAACGUUGCUAUUUGUUCGUCUAUUUUGGAUUUUUACGUUAAGGUGGAUCUGCUUUUUGCAUAUUGAUAAAAAUAAUUCUUCUGAAGCACAAGCUUUUAGACAUAAAUAAAAAGACUUUUUCUAUUAAACGCGCUUUUCCGCGAUGAGGGACAAGUAAUUUUGUUGCGAAAUUUCUGGGGUUACUUUUACAACAAAGUCUAAUUUACAUCGACAUCUUGGUGAAGUGCAUAAUGUGGAAGCAAAGAAAGUUACUCCCGAGAAAAAAUAUAUAUUCUUAUGGUGUCCAAAAGAAUACGCUUCCCGCGUUAGUUUUUCUCUUCACAUGAAAAAAAUUCACCCAGAGAACCUGAAAACCUCAAUAAAAGUAUCCCAAGAGACACAGAAGAAGGUUCAGGGUGAAUUACGUAGUUCCAUUUUUUCUAACAUAGGCAUGAUGAAUAGACACAUGGAACAUGUGCCCAAUGAAAAAUCUAGUUUAGCUUUGGCCCCGAAGGUGGCAUGCCCUCAUUGUGAUGUUAAUUGCAAAACGUACGGAGAAUUCAAUAAAUAUCUUACAAAUAACCACGGGAUUAAGAUAGAAAUCGAGAAUAUUCAAUUUAGUUCAAUGGAAGAAUUCUAGACCUGGAAAGCGCUAAAGGAAUCAGAAACGCUUUCAAGGUUCAUAAGGAGAUCAGUAUCGAGAAACCGUUACUACUACGUCUGCCAUCAAUCGGGUGUUACACACAAAUCACAAAAUCCUAAAACAGCUAGAGUUAUAAAGUCCGUUAAAAUAGGAAAGUGCUGUCCUGCUGUAAUUAAGCUUAAGGAAGAUGAUAAAGGAAUUCAGGUCUUUUAUCAAAAAACCCAUACUGGCCAUACACAAUCUUAUGAAUUUGCUUACAUGAGUACGAAGAUGAAAAGAGCGUUUCUCGCCGGACGUGUCAGAGAUGGAAUUCGUUAUGAUCGUUUUAAUAAUCCUAUAAUAGAACCUCUUCGACUAGGAAAGAAGAAAAGGCGAAUUCGAGCACCAGAGGCAAAUGAUGCAGUGAAAGAGGCAAUUUCUGAUUUUAAAUUUGAAACCUUUGAUGACAGCGAACUUUCAAUAGUUGCUAAUGAAGAAAUUUAUGAAAAUCCCGAUAGUCUCGAGAUUGAUUCUAUUCCUGUUGAGAGUCUUAAAAGUGACAAAGAACGACUUCUGGAAAAUUUUGAGAAACUUCAGGAGUUAGUGAAAUGUAUACCAAAAGAAUUCCUCCCUACAAUGAUUCAUGAUACUGAGCGUCUAAUCACAACUGCAGAAAGAUUGUUACAACCAAAUCAGAGAGAAGAGUAGAGACUAUCCAUUUUUAUUUGUUAUAAUAUGAGUUUAAUUGUGUCAAAUGAACAUUUUAUAAUUUAAAGAGUAUGUAAUCAUAAACAAAAUCUAUUGUAUUGUUUAAAAUUGUCAGAUUAAAUUAAAUAC
Messenger RNA from Belonocnema kinseyi, 1465 nucleotides. RefSeq lists its product as uncharacterized. The record is from RefSeq and is a predicted model, not a curated record. The transcript has 3 exons. The coding region runs from base 908 to 1336 and encodes 142 amino acids. NCBI's taxonomy places the organism in Eukaryota, Metazoa, Arthropoda, Insecta, Hymenoptera, Cynipidae.